AGAAGACCGCGGCCCGUGUUCUAGGGACAGUACUGUAUUCUCCGCCGUAAUCAGCAGACAGAACGGGCCGUGUGAAGGGACAGAACAGCGUCCGCUUUUAGCAACACAGGACCGUAUUGAAGGCGACUGUGAAUCAGUGUUGUGUGAGAAUCUUUAGAGCCCUGCGCGGAGGGAAGCAGCGGAAACAAUUCUUUUCGUCCCGAGUCGGUGACAACAAGUGCUUUUGAAUACACAAAGAGAGGUUUAGAGAAAAGGGAGAGAGGCGUAAAAAAGAAGAGGAAGAACGAGAAGAAGAGGCGAUUGCGAUCUACCGAUUUUACAAACUCGACUAUGGCGUCCGAAAACUCUACUCCGACUGCGACUUCGACUUCGCACUCAACAGAUUCUGCGAAGAAUUGCGGCAAACUGAAGGAGAAAGGCAUCGAGGAGGCGGUUUCGAAGCUUCUCGAAGGCUACGACUGGACGAUGCUGCCCAUGACCCAGAAGUCGUCGCUGAAGCACCGCGCCCACAUCAAGCGGCCCAUGAACGCCUUCAUGGUGUGGGCGCAGGCGGCUCGACGGCGCCUGGCGGACCAGUACCCGCAGCUGCAUAACGCCGAACUUUCCAAGACGCUCGGCAAAGUGUGGAGAGUCCUGAGCGACGAGGAGAAGCUUCCGUUCAUUGAGGAAGCGGAGAGAUUACGAGCCCAGCACAAGAAAGAUCACCCAGACUAUAAGUAUCAGCCCAGACGUCGGAAACCUCCCAAAAGCCUGUCGAGCCUGAUGGAGGCUGACUCAGGAGCAGGACCUUUGCCGUAUCGUGUCCAAGGGGGUCUCAUGGCUGGCAGUGGGGGUUACUGCCCAGGGGUUGGCAUGGGCAUGACUCUGCCCCCCUCCCAUGCCGCUACCCACCCUCUUCGUUCCAAUAUAUGCCAAUUUCUUUCUUUCAGGUCCGGCUCGUCUGCCAUCGCCCCAGGUAUGGCCGAAGGGAACGCCAGAAGCGACUGUAGUUUCAGCAAAUCGGCCGCUUCCUCCAUGUACGGCAGAGACCAUCACGGGAGCCACACGCAUGCGCACUUCGCUGGUCUGGACGCUUCGAAGGCUCAGCUAUUUGGCCAAAGUAAUAGCAGUACCAGUGGUAGUGGCAGCCAGUACAUGAAUGACUCAAACCCCGGAGCUAAAAUGGAGGCCGCAAUGGCUCUCCAAGCUGCAAGGAACAACUUCUCUUCAGCAGCCUCGUCUUCGUCUUCUUUCUCUCCGUCCAGUUCCUCGUCCGGUUCUUCGUCCUCCACUUCGUCAGCAGCCUUCUUCCGAGACGACACCACAGCCAACAUGGCGGCUAACCUCAUGAGGCCCGCCUUCGGGCAGGAUCUAUUCCAGGGCCACAUGUUUGCAGGAUCAGCUCAUGCCCAGGCCAUGAAUCUACAGGGUGCUCAGUCUUUCUAUCACUACGGUGCCCAAGGUCUUCACCCAUACUACAUGACACCAAGAUAA
Messenger RNA from Penaeus monodon (black tiger shrimp), 1473 nucleotides. RefSeq names its product transcription factor Sox-8-like. Gene Ontology annotation, cellular component: nucleus. Gene Ontology annotation, molecular function: RNA polymerase II cis-regulatory region sequence-specific DNA binding; DNA-binding transcription factor activity, RNA polymerase II-specific. The record is from RefSeq and is a predicted model, not a curated record. Gene Ontology annotation, biological process: regulation of transcription by RNA polymerase II. Lineage: Eukaryota; Metazoa; Arthropoda; Malacostraca; Decapoda; Penaeidae.